Molecule: messenger RNA, 1503 nt
Organism: Exophiala viscosa
Lineage: Eukaryota; Fungi; Ascomycota; Eurotiomycetes; Chaetothyriales; Herpotrichiellaceae
Product: DHHC palmitoyltransferase-domain-containing protein
Exons: 1
Coding region: 1-1503 (500 amino acids)
Biological process (GO): peptidyl-L-cysteine S-palmitoylation; protein targeting to membrane
Cellular component (GO): endoplasmic reticulum; Golgi apparatus
Molecular function (GO): protein-cysteine S-palmitoyltransferase activity
Source: RefSeq, a predicted model, not a curated record
AUGCCUCGCUGGACAAGAGACGAGCGCAAAGAGUCCAACAAGAAAGGCAACAUACUGACUGCACGAAUCGUUCCCGUUUUUCUACUCGGUCUCAUCGGCUACUCGUCGUACGUGGUCACGAAGCAGAUCUGUGUUGACUACCUCAUCCAACCACAUCUGCAUGGAUAUGUUCGACGAUCGCAACAAGGCGCCGCGAUCGCCAUACUCACAAUAUACUACAUCCUCUUGUUCAUCACGAUUGCAUGCUUCAUCCGCCUGAUACAGACAAUCACAGUGAACCCCGGCCUUGUCCCGCGUGGACCGCAAUACUUCGUCGAGAAAGAGAGGAAGAAGCAGGGCCAAAGUAGGACUCAUAAGGCGGAAGCACUAGAAUACGGCUCGACAGAGGGAUAUACGCCGCGCGCACUCCGUGGCGAUCGAAUCGAACGAGGAUACCCUGCGCAAAACUUCUGGCACAAAGAUGUAUUCGUAUGUGGUUGGGACGGACGCCCGCCCUUCUGCUCAACAUGCUACAACUACAAGCCCGACCGGGCGCAUCACUGCAGCGAACUGGGUCGCUGUGUGUUGAAAAUGGACCAUUUCUGCCCGUGGGUCGGCGGGAUCGUUUCCGAGACGUCAUUCAAGUACUUCAUCCAGUUCACCGGAUGGGCUGCUGUAUACACCUUGUGCACGCUGGUCUUUGUGGCAUAUUACUUCGCGAAGCGUCAUUCCGAGGUUCACUCGCUUAAUGUGCAUUGGUUGCUUGUCUUGAUAUUUGCAGCGCUGUUUUUUAUGUUCACCGCGGGCAUGUGCGGGUCGAGUUUGCAGUUUGCGUUUCUCAAUUCUUCGACGAUCGAAAACUUUACGCGCAAAACAAAAGUGUGGUAUUUGGCUGUGUAUGUCCCCAAAAGCGCGCUGGACAGGUAUAAUACGUCGGGACGCAGCGAUUUGCGGUUGAUAACGUACCCACGCCCGCCGGAGGAACAAUUCCAGGUCCUUGAACACGUCGGAGCGACGUUGAGUGGGAGCGAGCAGAGCAUUGCUCGCCGCGGGACGAACUUGUCAUCUCAAACUGCUGUGCCCCAGGCGACAUACGAUCCGCAGCAGCAAGAACCACGCCCAGAGCCCCAGGUCCCAUUUUCACACCCAGCUGUGGCAAGGGAGCAAGCGGUCGCGCGACCUUCUACAGCACCAGAGACGCGAACCUUUGCUAUCCUCGAGACCAAGCCCGGCGUGAACCCGUUCGACAUGGGCCCUUAUAACAACUUCAAAGAAGUGAUGGGCUACACUGUCUUCGACUGGCUCGUGCCGCUACGUCUCUCGCCCCUGGUUGAUCACAAGGAUCCAGUGGGCAUGUACAAGCUUGGCAACGUGGUGAGAAGGAUGGCCCGGAAGGCUGGAAUCACAGAGGACGAGGCUGGCAGUAAUGAUGAUGGGACGUUAGAGCAGGAAAAGCCGAGACAUAAGAAACGACGAAGGAGGCGGUCCAGUGCUCGUAGUGAAAAGGCUGCGGCGGUUCUGUGA